AUGAGUCUUAGAUUAGAAUUGUUAAGGUGGGUAAAUGAAAAAUGUCCAUCAAUGAAAGCAAGUAAUAUUGAAAGCCUUUCAGAUGGAAGGCAUUUCUUAUGUUUAUUAAGAAAAUACUUCCCAGAAAUAGAAGUUCCUUAAUUUAAAAAAAGCUCUUCAAUUGUUUAAAAAAUGGAAUCCUUAAAUCUUGUGAUGUUUUAUUGUUAAAAAUUGGAUGCAUCAUUCAAAAUAGAUGUGCUUAAAAUAGCAAACAAAGAAUCAACUACAAUUUUAAAUUUGAUAAAAUUUCUCAAAUCAAUUCUAGAUAAAACACCUAUUAAAAUUUCAUUUAUUUAAGAAGAAUUUUAAACUACAUUAAAAGUAAAAGAAAAAGAUAAUCAUGAGAUUUGUGAAGAAAUUGUUAUUCCUUAAGUAUAAUAAGCAUAGGAUGAUGAAACUUAAACUCCAGAAAUUUAAGAAGAUUAGGUUCCAUUACAUAAAUUUUAAUUUUAACUUAAAAGACUUAUGUCAUUUAAAUUGCAACAUCCAUUUUUAGAAUUGGAACUUCUUAGAUUGUUAGAAUUUGAUUAAGAAGUUGCUGAUAUGAUAUAACAUUAUUAAUUAGCAGCCUAAAAAAGAAGUAAGAAUUCAAAGCAUACUGAUUAUCAUUCAAUUAAUAGUAGUUAAUUUUAUAAUAGAGGAGAAGCCAAUUUACUUGAUGUAGAUUAUUCAUUCGAUUAAUAAUAUGCAAGUAAAAGGAGUAUGGAAUUUGAUAAUUUAUUUUAAAUGAGUGAUGAAAAGUUUAACUUUUGA
Paramecium pentaurelia is the source of this 792-nucleotide messenger RNA. Lineage: Eukaryota; Ciliophora; Oligohymenophorea; Peniculida; Parameciidae. The record is from the annotation of a GenBank genome assembly.